UCUCUCUCUCUCCCCCUCGAGCUCCCGGCUGCCCGCGGCUCCCUCGCGCUCUCCCCUCUCCGGUAGGCUCCACCAAGCGAUGCGAGCUUUGGGAGACAGCGACACCGCCUCCCGCUAGAGACCUGCCCCCCGGCCCGGCCCGGCCCCCUGCCCAGCCCUGCCCUGCGCGCAGGGGUCGGCGAAGGCGCCGCGGACGCACCGACCGCUGAGGACCCGCGAUGCACAUGCACUAGCAGCACCCCCUCACUCACUCCCUCCACACCCCGCGCCGCCGCCGCCUCCUCCUCCUCCGGCAGCAGCGGCAGAAGGACCCACCCUGCCCCCCACCCCACCCUCCGCCGGCUCCGGCUGCGGCUCCUGCCUCAACUAUUAUUUUAUUUAUUUUGGGUCGUGCACAAGCCUCAGUGCCUGCAGCCCGCGCCUCCUCGGACCGCGGGCGCCUCCUCCCUCGGCCCCGGAGCCCCAGUCCCCGGCCACCUUCGCCUCGACACCCCUAGAGCCCGCCAGCUGCCGCGAGUCUCCGCUGCUGGAAUCUUGUUAGCGGCCGUCUUUUUGGGGGGUUCUGGUUUCCCGACAUUUUUGUUUUCAGCCAAGGGAAGGAUAUCGUGGUUUUUUCCCCUUUGAGCCCAGGCUCUGCUCUCCGGGGGGGUGGGGGGCGCGCCGAGCCGGGGAGCCGUGCCAGCCGAGUCGUGCGGGCUGUGGCAGGGAAGGGGCCACCAUGGGAUGUACUCUGAGCGCAGAGGAGAGAGCCGCCCUCGAGCGGAGCAAGGCGAUUGAGAAAAACCUCAAAGAGGAUGGCAUCAGCGCCGCCAAAGACGUGAAAUUACUCCUGCUGGGGGCUGGAGAAUCAGGAAAAAGCACCAUUGUGAAGCAGAUGAAGAUCAUCCACGAAGAUGGCUUCUCUGGAGAAGACGUGAAACAGUACAAGCCUGUUGUCUACAGCAACACCAUCCAGUCCCUGGCAGCUAUCGUCCGGGCCAUGGACACUUUGGGCAUCGAAUAUGGUGACAAGGAGAGAAAGGCUGACGCCAAGAUGGUGUGUGACGUGGUGAGUCGGAUGGAAGACACCGAGCCCUUCUCUGCCGAACUGCUUUCCGCCAUGAUGCGGCUCUGGGGCGACUCAGGAAUCCAGGAGUGCUUCAACAGGUCUCGGGAGUAUCAGCUCAACGAUUCUGCCAAAUACUACCUGGACAGCCUGGAUCGGAUUGGGGCCGCCGACUACCAGCCCACCGAGCAGGAUAUCCUCCGAACCAGGGUCAAAACCACUGGCAUCGUAGAAACCCACUUCACAUUCAAGAACCUCCACUUCAGGCUGUUCGACGUCGGGGGUCAGCGAUCUGAACGCAAGAAGUGGAUCCACUGCUUCGAGGACGUCACAGCCAUUAUCUUCUGCGUCGCGCUCAGCGGCUACGACCAGGUGCUCCAUGAAGACGAGACCACGAACCGCAUGCACGAGUCCCUGAAGCUUUUCGACAGCAUCUGCAACAACAAAUGGUUCACAGACACGUCCGUCAUCCUGUUCCUUAACAAGAAGGACAUAUUUGAAGAGAAGAUCAAGAAGUCCCCGCUAACCAUCUGCUUCCCCGAAUACACAGGCCCCAGUGCCUUCACCGAAGCCGUGGCUUACAUCCAGGCCCAGUACGAGAGCAAGAACAAGUCCGCCCACAAGGAGGUCUACACCCACGUCACCUGCGCCACCGACACCAACAACAUCCAGUUUGUCUUUGACGCCGUGACGGACGUCAUCAUCGCCAAAAACCUGCGGGGCUGCGGCCUCUACUGA
Messenger RNA from Neomonachus schauinslandi (Hawaiian monk seal), 1783 nucleotides. It is a transcript of the gene GNAO1, whose product is annotated as G protein subunit alpha o1. Bases 719 to 1783 code for a protein of 354 amino acids. The record is from RefSeq and is a predicted model, not a curated record. The transcript has 8 exons. Gene Ontology annotation, molecular function: GTPase activity; corticotropin-releasing hormone receptor 1 binding; G-protein beta/gamma-subunit complex binding. Gene Ontology annotation, cellular component: heterotrimeric G-protein complex. Gene Ontology annotation, biological process: G protein-coupled dopamine receptor signaling pathway; adenylate cyclase-modulating G protein-coupled receptor signaling pathway. Lineage: Eukaryota; Metazoa; Chordata; Mammalia; Carnivora; Phocidae.